AUGACCUACAAAACGAAUGUGGUGGAGCUUCUGCAGGAGGAGAUCACUACUUUCGAGGGAUCGCAGUGGGCCCGGGAGGUGGAGCUGCAGGAAGCUGCCAAGGCGAUGGAGGAGCAGUGCGUGGCAAGGCUCAGCGCGGUAUACGCGGAGGCCUCUAGCAGUGAAAAUUUCAGCCGCUUCCUGAAGCUUUUGGACCGGGCGAAGGAGACGCUAUUCCUGCGACUGACGGCUAGGAAGCAGCCCGAACCUCCUGAAGCCCAUACCCCGAGUAGCCGCCUGCUUGUGGAGGUGGCGAGCGGCAGCGAGAGUAGCGAGUUCUGGUUCCAGUUCUUGCAGCGUUUCUUAGCUGAAGGCAUGGGUGGUCGGGACAACACGCAGCAGUCAUCUCUCCCAACAUCCCCUUGGAAGCGCAUACGUCGCGCGCUGCCCUUCGAGCUGUUUACGACAAGCCUCUUGGCUGCAAGCGUGUCCGCAACAGGCCCUGUCGUGCCAAUGGCCUCCGGGCUCGAUGACAGCCUGCAGGACGUGCGGCGGGCCCUUCACAAAGUCUUGGAGGAAGAGUCCCACCUGCUCAUGACCCAGCUCCGCGGGGAGAUCGCCGCGGAGCUCCGGGCGCUCCACAGCCGUGAGUUGGCGAACUUCGGGCUACAGUUAAGACACAUGCUAUCGGAGGUGCCGACGCACGCGCCAGCAGAGAAGCCAACGCAUAGCGAGGAGGCUCUAGGAGCCAAUAAAUUAUCGCCACCGGACCUCGAAUUGCAGGCUCAGUCCUCAAAGAGUCCGGACCUGUGUAUCGCCACAGAGAGCGAUUCGCAAGGCACAGCAUCCACGGCCUCAACCACGGUUAAAGAGGUCGUACAACGGGACGAAUCGACGGGCGAAGUUCCUGUCACUGCCAAAAUGUCCUGCGUGCCGGACUCUUGUACCGUGGGCCUAGUCAACCACGAGCUCAGAUCACCGCUGAAUGGCCUGGCAGGUUACGCCAGGACCUUGGCGGAAACUGAUGCGAAGUACCAGAAAGAGUUCAGGCUCUUCACAAACACAGCGCAGUUUGCUCUCGAGAACGUAACAAACCUGAUCGAUCUGUGGACCUAUGCAGGCAAGCAGAUCAGUGACCUGGUCUCGGUUGGAGUCUCGAUUGAGGACAUAAACGACCUCACCGAGGAGCGUCUUAGCAGGUCGACGACCAGGAAGGGAAAGCCGCUUCUCAAAAGCGCAGUUGCUUUGGAGAUGACGGUGGAGGAUCCCAGCCUUGCUAUGACGGGCGACUACACUGCGCUCACAGUCAUGCAUUUCCACCUCGUGGCCAACAGCAUCAAGUUCACAGAGCGUGGCAAGGUGUCGGCUACGUGGAGGCGGACUGAGGAAGGCCUUUGUCUCAGCGUCCGUGAUACAGGUAUCGGCAUAGCAACCAAAAGCAUGGACCGCAUCUUCGAGCCUUUCGACGUUGAGGACAAGUCGGAGUCUCGAAAGCACGAGGGCAUUGGCCUGGGUCUGGCUGCGGCUCGCUGA
Messenger RNA from Symbiodinium natans, 1512 nucleotides. Lineage: Eukaryota; Dinophyceae; Suessiales; Symbiodiniaceae. The record is from the annotation of a GenBank genome assembly.